UCAAUGCAGGAUUGAAUGAACGUUUUCAGAAUGAACUCAUACUUUGUGGUUGUGCUGUUGUGUUUGUGCUAUUCAUCUCUAGUAACUGCCGAAACCAAUGACAGAAAUGGAAUCAAAAUCCCACACUGGACAGAAGUGUGUCCAUUAGCUGCACAUCCAGAUCCUAACCGCUUUAUUCAGUACAAACCUGACAGAGAACCAGUUGAGAAGAAGUGUGACGAAGGUCUAAUAUUCAGUUACGAACAGUGUUCCUGUAUUUGGGGCCCUCCUCCAGAUUGUGAUAAGCGGCCUUCGCGGCUUGGUAUUACUUAUUAUGAGCAGAACUCCAAUAACUACUGGCUAACAAUGGUCUGUGCCAUGGGGACAGCGUUCAGCCCCUCUACUUGUGAUUGCUCAGUCCAUCUUAGACUUAAUCAUAUCAACAAUAAUCCAUUUGGGCAGCCAACAACAAGAUAGAACAACAAGGACGCGUUCAUUGGAUAAAUGAUCAAUGUUUGAUUGCUAGUGAAAUCAUUAUCAUGACAGAAUGCAUUAAAUCCAAAAUUUUCAUUUUGGGUGAGACUCUAUGUUGGUCCUACUCUUGAUUUAUUACAGCAAUUGAUUGUAUCUUUGCAAAGAAUAAUCUAGAGAAUUUCUCCGAAAUGAAAUUAUAGAAGUUGUAUUGUAUCAAAACGUUUCAUGUUGUAUUAAUGAUGUAUAUAUUUGUAAAGCAUUGUAAUAAAAUUAAACUUUGAAAAAAAUGUAUAUAAACGUCAGUGCCUCUGUGUUUAAAAUAUAUUUUACAGAAAUUUAAUAUCUUUAUUUUCUUAAUGGACAC
Saccostrea cuccullata (small rock oyster) is the source of this 817-nucleotide messenger RNA. RefSeq lists its product as uncharacterized. The record is from RefSeq and is a predicted model, not a curated record. The coding region runs from base 16 to 456 and encodes 146 amino acids. Lineage: Eukaryota; Metazoa; Mollusca; Bivalvia; Ostreida; Ostreidae. The transcript is spliced from 4 exons.